Scophthalmus maximus (turbot) is the source of this 4800-nucleotide messenger RNA. It is a transcript of the gene poc1a, whose product is annotated as POC1 centriolar protein A. Gene Ontology annotation, cellular component: ciliary basal body; centriole. NCBI's taxonomy places the organism in Eukaryota, Metazoa, Chordata, Actinopteri, Pleuronectiformes, Scophthalmidae. Bases 220 to 1647 code for a protein of 475 amino acids. Gene Ontology annotation, biological process: cilium assembly. Gene Ontology annotation, molecular function: protein binding. The transcript is spliced from 11 exons. The record is from RefSeq and is a predicted model, not a curated record.
CGCCCUGUCGCGGCGCGUAAACCAAAAGUUUGUUGUUGUCAGCGGCUAACGGCUAGUGGCAAGCUAACGUUAGCCGCACCGGUGGACGAAACAGGACGGUGGCGUUACUCACAGCCGCCGUGAUACCGUAGUAGACCACCGUUAAACACCGGUAACACGGUAAAGGGGGAAAACACACCAGCCUCUCACACCGUGUGUUUGUCGCCGGUAUCAGGAAGGAUGAGUUCUGCGAUGUCCGAUCCAACCCUAGAGAGACAUUUCAAGGGUCACAGGGACACUGUGACUAGCGUGGACUUCAGCUGCAGCAUGAAGCAGAUUGCCACAGGAUCCAUGGACUCCUGUGUGAUGAUCUGGAAUAUGAAACCUCAGAUGCGAGCGUAUCGCUUUGAUGGACACAAAGAUGCUGUCACUUCUGUUCAGUUUUCUCCCUCUGGCCACUUGGUGGCCUCCGCCUCCAGAGACAAGACUGUACGUCUUUGGGUCCCCAACAGGAAAGCUGAUUCAACAGUGUUCAGGGCGCACACGGCUACCGUGCGCAGCGUUAACUUCUCCGGUGAUGGACAGACUCUGGUCACAGCCUCUGACGACAAGACCAUUAAAGUGUGGACGGUCCACAGGCAAAAGUUCCUUUUUUCUCUGAACCAACACAUCAACUGGAUCCGCUGUGCUAAGUUUUCUCCAGACGAUCGUAUGAUUGUGUCGUCCAGUGAUGACAAGACAAUAAAGCUGUGGGACAAGAACAGCAGAGAGUGUAUUCAUUCUUUCUAUGAACAUGCUGGUUACGCAAACCAUGUGGACUUCCAUCCCAGUGGAACUUGCAUUGCUGCAGCCAGUACUGACAACUCUGUUAAGGUGUGGGACAUCAGAUCCCACAAGAUGCUACAACACUAUCAAGUCCACAGCGGUGUGGUGAACAGCUUGUCUUUCCACUCAGCUGGUAAUUUCCUCAUCACUGCGUCCAGCGAUUCCACCUUGAAGAUACUGGACCUUGUAGAGGGGAAGCUACUGUACACACUGCAUGGACACCAGGGUCCAGUGACCUCUGUGGCCUUCUCCAGGACAGGAGAGUACUUCGCAUCUGGAGGCUCAGAUGAACAGGUAAUGGUGUGGAAGAGCAACUUUGACGGCAGCGACUGCGGUGAUGGCGGCGUCAGGAAACAUAAAACCACCUCCAGCGUUCCGGCACCACCACCCAGCUCCACGACUCACCUGCCCUUUGACAUACACCAGUCUGUGCUCCGCAGCCAGACAUCUGACCCAUCAGAAGAUUUUAACAGACAUGACUUCCAAACCGCUGCCCGCUCUCAGGGCGGCAGUCGCGGUGGCAGCCACAAAAGAGCAACACAGCCCCACACCUACAGAAAUCCCAACUCCUCCUCCACCCAUCAGACGCAGACGCAGAGUAUACCGCAGCAUUCAUCACAUGCUCAAGCACAGUCCCGGGCCUCAGAUGGAGGGGUCCCCCCUGGUCUCGCCAGCACUCUGGAACACAUCAUUGGUCAACUGGAUAUUCUCACUCAGACGGUUUCAAUCUUGGAGCAGCGGCUGACGCUGACCGAGGACAAGCUCAAGGAGUGUCUGGAGAAUCAGAUGGAGAUCGGUCUACAUCUCCAGAGACGAGAGCGGGGAGAGCAGCAGGAGGUCUAAAGAUGGCGGCAUCGCUGAAAGGUUGAGCUGCGGUGUGAGUGAAAUGGGGUCACACAUCAACACCAGAAACAAAAACCAACAUCGUUGUUGUUAGAUCUCAGUAAAAUUUGAGAUCACACGCACACAAAUAGCAAGAACUUGACCUGAAUGGUUCCCCUGACUGGACUUUAAAUCCGCCCCGAGCCCGACUGCCGCUGUUCGGUGUCUGGUUGUUUUACAAAGAGAUAUCAGGAGUGAAGGAGCGGAAUAUUAGAGAAGUUUUUUUGCUCUACUACAGUGCUGAGAGUGCAGUCUCUUUUCUGCUGACGAAGGACCUGCUACUACCAGUCACUGCCUGUGUGUGUGUGUGUGUGUGUGUGUGUGUGUGUGUGUGUGUGUGUGUGUGUGUGUGUGUGUGUGUGUGUGUGUGUGUGUGUGUGUGUGUGUGUGUGUGUGUGUGUGUGUGUGUGUGUGUGUGUGUGUGUGUGUGUGUGUGUGUGUGUGUGUGUGUGUGUGAUAGAGAGAAUGCGCGUGUAUGUAUAUAAUGACUGCCUGUACAAAAGUGUAGACACAUGCAAGAGACUUUGUUACUUGCCUGCGCACUGCAGAUGUUCAUUUUUCUAUUAGUGUGUGUGUGUGUGUGUGUGUGUGUGUGUGUGUGUGUGUGUGUGUGUGUGUGUGUGUGUGUGUGUGUGUGUGUGUGUGUGUGUGUGUGUGUGUGUGUGUGUGUGUGUGUGUGUGUGUGUGUGUGUGUGUGUGUGUGUGUGCGCGUGCAGACUGGCACAGGAUGUCAUCAGUUAAAUGCUUCUUUUCCAUUAAAAGGUUCAUAUAUGUAUAUACAAUAUACACAAACUGUAGGUAUAAACCAGGAUACCAAAAUAUUCAGAGGGCACAGUCCAUUGAUUUGGCUGCACACAGGUCAAUACAUUUUAAAUUGGAGACAAAGGAUCAUUGAAAAACUAAUGAACGUUCUUUUAACAUCCACCUGUUUUUGACCUUAUUCAGUUUGUUGCCUACCGACUCUUCAUCCCAUCGUUUGUGAAAUACUGAUUGAAUAAACCAAAAACUGACCGCAGAGCCACGACGGUGCCUUUAUUUCUUUAUUACUUGAAGAAACUUCUCUAUUUGAAUUGGUAACUUGGAGACAGUUUAUAUUCAGUAAUGUUCUAUGUUUUUUUAGUGUCAACAAAUCUCAUCAAAAAAAGAAACCAAAUUUAUUUUAUCCCAUAUUACGAGUUUGUUGAGCCCCGAUGUUUAUGUCAUAUGUGCAUCUGAUCACCACUGUUUUCCAAAAACAUUUACACCAUUGUACAUGUGACAUGCUACAUGCUAUUUAUUUUGAUAUUUAGGCGAUACUUACCACAUUAGACAGAUUAUUUGUGACACAUUGAAUACAUUUUAUUUGUCAGUGUAAUUGUGAAUAUUAUGGUCUCGUGUUACAUCACAUGAAACUGUAGAUUUUAGAGAUUAAAGAGAUUUUAAAUUUGACGCAAAAAAGAAAUAACUUUUUAAUCUAUUAUUAACUACUAAAAAUUUAACUAUUUAUUUUCUGGGGUAACUUUCCUAAAAACAGAGUUAGGACGCACUGAGAAACUCAAUACUUUGUUCUUUUCAUGCUUUUGUUGACAGUGAAAAGAUGCAAUUAUAAUAUUGGUGCUUUUUGCAUUUGCAGAUAAGCAUCUUCUUAUGUCCCUUUAUAUACUGCGUCUUAAACGUUUAUACACUGACAGUGAGUUACUGUCCCUUCUCAGUAAAUGUUUUCACUCUUAUCUCUAUGAAACUAUUAGUAUUCCUCUUUCAUAACUCUGACGUUUGUUUGUGUGUCAGUGGCAAAAAGUUUAUUUUCGGAAUCGCUGCCAAAACAAACAGGUCACCCGUUACUUUUAAGAGACGGCUUUCUGCUCUGAUUGGUCCACAGAGCCCGAGCAGUUAGCCGAGAAACCAUGACUUUUCUGUCUUCAUUGUCCUCGGCGGAGACGUUGAGAUCAUGAGAUGUGAGCUGUGUCAUCCAUUGAUUACAGCGAGUCACCUUCAGCCCUUUCCUUAUCAGAUUUUGAGCGGCUUAUUACAAAAGCACGGGCGUUGGCAGCCCAACAUGCCCUGCUCUGCUCCCGUUCAAAAUCCUUAUGUUUCACCCCCCUGAGUCAUUUACGUAACCGGACCACUGAUGCUGGAUCAGUACUAUUAUUUUUAGAAGCUUCAAUGAAAAUUAAACCUGAUGCUAUGUUUUAAAUACGCACUGUGGUUUCUCGAGGGAACAGAAACAUUAGAGCAGUGAAGGAAGGACUCAUUCAUGUCAUUAAAAAAACCAAAACGUAUUUAACAAAGUGGUUAUGUGUUUACAUACUAAAGUAAUGAGUCAUACUGAGUCCUAUUGCAGAGGUCUUAGUCACUCUCACAGAACAGUGUGGUGUCAUUAAGAGGGGGAAAAAUAUUAAUGACUGUUUCUUUAAGACCCGGCUCAGACUCCACACUGAUGGAAAAAGAAGAAAAACAAAACCGGAAUUCUGGAGCUGUACUGCCGGGCCCACGCUCUUCCUUCCUGUCUGGGGCCCAUGCACACGCGCGCACACACACAGAGACACACGCACGCGCGCACACACACACACACUUAGACAGUCAUGCCAGAGAAAAUGGUUCCCUUUACUAUGGGCCUCAAGCAGACGGCCUGCCAGGAGCUGUAGUGGAGGAGAGGAGGGGCUGAAAGAGUGGGUUCAGUAACUGUGUGUGUGUGUGUGUGUGUGUGUGUGUGUGUGUGUGUGUGUGUGUGUGUGUGUGUGUGUGUGUGUGUGUGUGUGUGUGUGUGUGUGUGUGUGUGUGUGUGUGUGUGUGUGUGUGUGUGUGUGUGUGUGUGUGUGUGUGUGUGUGUGUGUGUGUGUGUGUGUCCUUUGAGUCCUCAUUUUUGGCCAGACCUACAAGGGUCCCAAUUAAAACUUGGUUUAAGGGUCAAACCUAGGAUUAUGUUUGGUUUAAAGCUGAAAUAAUUGGUCAGUGGAAAGUACAUGUAAGUACAUUUUACCAAUACUGUUCCUUAAUUGCACGUUUUGAAGUGCUGUAAGUGAGUGUAUUUUGUUAUAAUAUGUUAUUUUAUACUUCUAUUUAACUGCGUUUCUUGGACAGUUUCAGUUAUUUGGAUUGUCAAUUCCAAUAAAAAAAUGUAUGUAUACAAAAUAA